Messenger RNA from Chironomus riparius, 2805 nucleotides. Lineage: Eukaryota; Metazoa; Arthropoda; Insecta; Diptera; Chironomidae. The record is from the annotation of a GenBank genome assembly.
UAGUAACCUUAAUUUUUAUUAUUUGAUAAAUAAGCAUUGGAACUUAAAAGUGAACAGGUUGAAUCGUUGAUUGUUAAUAAAGAAGUAAAUUUAAAGCUAGUAUUUAUAAUUUUACAUAAAAUAUACAACAACAUCCAAUUUUUACCUUGAUUCCGUACUUGUUAAAACAAAUUUGUUUCAUGUUUUCAACAUCCUGUCGAGAACGGAGCAAAAUUUAAUUCCAGUCACUUUACUGAUUCAUAUUGUGUGUGUGUAUGUUGAAAACUUCCAGCUUCAUAACGAAGCAUAAACAUUAAAAAAGUAACAAAUGUAAAAAGUUCGCAUUUAGAUAUCAAAAAAGUUGAAGACAGAAAGAGAAGAGGAAGAAAAAAAGUUUUUACGUAUCGUAAAGAAAGAAAAUCAUUUUGGUGUAAAAUUGAUGAAGUUUUGAAAGAAUAUAAAAAUGAUGGCAUUAAGGAACAUAAAGGCCAAAUGGAAGUGGCCUACAUCACUAAUGAUAAGGAAGGUUGUUCUAUAUCGCAUAUUAGUUAUAGGAAUAAUUGUUUUAUCAUCAUUAUACUUAAUUGAUUAUACGUCAAAUCAUUUGGAUGACAUUUCACAUUACACGAAAAUACCGCGAUUGUUUAGCAGUAAAGAAGAGGACUACAAUGACGUCGAGGAAGUUAUUGAUGAGAAUUAUUUUGUAAAAACAUCUGGAUGUCGUAUUGUUAAGAUGGAUGUGAUGUCAGAUCAAAUUAAAAGUUUCUUCCCAUCAGACAAGCCAAAACAUAUAAAAUGUGGAGUACCGCCAUUAACGGCAUCAGAUGAAAAAUACCUGUGGAUUAAUGUAACAGAAGCUGAAUUGAAAAAGUUUUAUAAUGUAUCAUCUGAUCAACUACAAUGUUAUUAUGCACCAUUCACAAGACUUACUGACUACUUAGUCGUUAAGAAUGAGACAUUAAAUUCUCUGCACUUUGGACAGCGCACGAAAAUUGAUUCCGAAUAUAUUCAAGUAUUUUGUGAGAAUCACAAUCAGACACAAAUUUAUACCGACUAUCACAGCUUCUUCCCUGCCAAAUUUGAUGAUGAAACUGAUGAUGAUGAAAAUAAUAGUCAGGCAAAGCAAGCAAAUCCUGACAAAUACAAUAUUAUGAUUAUUGGCAUUGAUUCCGUUUCUAAGCUCAACUUUCAUCGAAUGAUGAACAAAACCUUAACAACGGUUGUCGAAGAAUUAGAUGGAAUCGAGUUACACGGUUACAAUAAAAUUGAUGACAACACAUACCCGAACUUGAUUCCACUUCUUUCUGGUCUCUCAUCAGACGAACUUGCUUCUGCCUGCCUCUCCUCAAACGCCUCAGCAUACUAUUUUGAUAAUUGCCAUUUUGUAUGGAAUGACUUUAAAAACAAAGGAUACAGCACAUUGUUUGCUGAAGACUCGGCAGCAUUAUCAUUAUUUAAUUACUUUAAAAGUGGAUUUGAUAAGCAACCAGUUGACUACUACUUCCGUACAAUACUCUACCAAAUGGAAAAAGAGAUUGCACACAAUAAAGUUGGUAAUUACAAGUUAUGUCUGGGUCAGCGAACACCAUUCAAUGUUUUUAUGGAUGGAUAUUUGAGAAAGUUCAUCAAGAGUAUGUCAAAUGAAUUAUUUUUCUCGUUCUUUUGGACAUCCUCAAUGACUCACGACUAUAUUAAUUAUCCAAUGCUCAUUGACGAUGACUUAAGUAAAUUAUUGACAUUUAUGAAGGAUGAGCAAUAUUUAGAUAAGACAAUUUUACUAAUGUUAAGUGAUCAUGGCAUGCGCUUUGGAUCAUUUCGUCAAACAACCUUUCAGGGAAUGGUCGAAGAAAGAUUGCCAUUUUUAUUCGCAAUAUUUCCUAAAUCAUUUAAAAUGAAAUAUCGAUUAGCUGUAAGAAAUUUUAAACGCAAUUCCAGAAGACUUACUACACAUUAUGAUGUCUAUGAGACUCUCAAAGAUUUAAUACAUUUGGAUGAAGACUCAUUAGCAAAUGAGAAGAUCCGUAAGCGUUCUGAAGAAUUGAUGGAACGUGGUGGAAUCACAUUGCCCCGGGGAAUUAGUUUGUUUUUAGAAGUUCCCGAGCAACGUACGUGUGAUUCAGCUGGUAUUGAAAGGUAUAUGCUGUAUAUCAAUCUGUUAAAAAAGGUUGUUGAAUUUUUAUUGCCAGUUGUUUGAUAAAAUAUUCAUGUUAAUGACUUUUUUUGUUGCUUUAAACCAAAUUUACAUAUGAAAAUAUUCAAUUUCCAUAUUUUAUUACGCAGUCACUGGUGCACAUGCUAUGAGAAAUUAGAACUGUCGAGUUCUGAUCAUCGAGUUCAAAGAGCAGCACGAUUUGUUGUAAAAACUAUCAAUGACAUUGUGAAGCCACACAAAGCAUGUCAUUUCCUAUACUUAAAUUCAAUCGUAUCAGCACAUAUGCACGUAUUAAAUGAUAAUGUCUUUAAAGCACCUAAUGAAGAUAAGAAAGGAGCACGAACACUUAAGCCACCUAAAGGGAGGAAAAAAAUUUAUGACAUUACGUUGAAAAUAACGACAAAACCUGGACCGAGAUCAGAAUUUGAAGCGACUGUGAGGCUGGAUGAAAUAAAUGAGGAAACAAAGUUAACCGGUACAAUCAGUCGAAUAAGCACAUACACAAAAGGAUGCGUAAAAGAUUCAUUUGUCGAAAAAUAUUGUUUCUGUGAUCUAAUUUAAUAUAACUAUUGUAAUUUGCUCAACAUUUCAACUUGUUAAGACAUUUUUAACUUCUUUAUCAUGUAAAUUGUCGUAAUAAUAAGCAUAAUAAAAAAAUUAUUUUUCUUCUUUCC